AAAUCUCUUCUUUUUUUUUUUUUUUGGGUGUUAAUGCUUAAUGCCACUGUGGAAUUUGUGUCCCUCCCAAAACUCUUGGUACAGCUCAAGAGCCAGUCUUUACACCUACUUGUUGUCCCCCACACCCUUUGUUUUCACCCCCUCCCUUCCUCUCCCUCCGCGGCUUUAACCAACACAUACCCAACAAAACGGACCCCUUUUCCUUGCCAGUUACCAUACACACACCUUAAGCAGAGCAGUCUUUAGAGGGGAAAGGGAGCAGAGAUUUCAUCACCCACAGCCAUGGAUUGUUGGUCCUCUUCUGUCACUGUUGAUGAUGAAUUUGAGAAGCUUGUGCUCCGGAUGAACCCACCAAGGGUCACUGUUGAUAACAUAUCAGACAAGAAAACAACUUUGAUCAAGGUUGAUAGUGCGAAUAAGCGCGGUAGCUUGUUGGAGGUGGCUCAGGUUCUUACUGAUUUGAACCUCAUAGUUCGUCGGGCUUACAUUUCUUCGGAUGGAGGAUGGUUUAUGGAUGUGUUUCAUGUUACUGAUCAGUAUGGGAAUAAGCUGACCGAAGAUAACGUGGCAGAGCGCAUUCAGCAGUCGCUGGGACCAAGGAGCUAUAGCUUUCGGUCAUUGACAAGAUCUGUUGGUGUUCAACCUGCAGUUAUGCACACCACAAUUGAAUUGUCGGGAAGAGACCGGCAAGGCCUGCUUUCGGAGAUCUUUGCUGUUCUCACCGACCACAAAUGCAACGUUGUAGCUGCAGAAGUAUGGACUCACAAUUCAAGAAUGGCCUCGGUUCUCUACAUUACUGAUGAACAAAACGGAUUGGCAAUAGAUGAUCCCGACAGGCUAACUAAAAUUAAGCAGCUUUUAUUGUACGUUCUCAUGGGGGAUCGAGACAGGACAGGUGCCAACACUGCAGUUAGCGUAGGGUCCACUCACAAAGAGAGGAGGCUGCAUCAACUGAUGUACGCUGACCGUGAUUUCGAUAAAGACGAUACGGGCGGGAUCCCGAGCCAUCACUGUGAACCAGUUGUGACUGUGUACAAUUGCGCGGAAAAAGGCUACACCGUCGUGAAUUUGAGGUGCCCCGACAGGCCAAAGCUGCUUUUUGACACAGUGUGCACUCUAACCGAUAUGCAAUAUGUAGUUUACCAUGGUACAAUCAUUGCUGAAGGGCCUGAGGCUUAUCAGGAAUACUACAUUAGGCAUAUGGACGGGUGCCCGAUCAGUUCUGAAGCCGAAAGGCAACGCUUAAUUCAUUGCUUGGAGGCGGCCAUCAAGAGGCGAACUUCCUCGGGGAUAAGGCUGGAGCUGUGUGGGGAAGACCGGGUUGGGCUUCUAUCUGACGUAACGCGCAUAUUCAGAGAGAACGGGCUGUCAGUCUCCCGAGCUGAGGUGACAACGCGAGGCAAACAAGCUGUGAACGCGUUUUAUGUGACUGAUGCAUCAGGAUGCCCGGUUAAAAGUGAAACGAUCGAGGCAGUGAGGAAAGAGAUCGGGCAAACCAUCCUCCGCGUGAAGGACGACAUGUACGCCAACUCGCCACCGCCACAGCAGCAAACCGGUAGAUUCUCUCUUGGGAAUUUGUUCAAAUCGAGGUCAGAAAAAUUUCUCUACAACCUGGGACUCAUAAAAUCGUGCUCCUCCUCGGCUGUCUGCUAGGUAGCUUAGUGUUCUUCCUAGGCUGUAAAUGCAUUAUUGCUCUUUGGUAGCAUAGUUGGCUGGGAGCCAUAGUCUUAGUUUCAUCAUCUCAGUACUCAAAGUCUGUAGUAUUAAAGCUUAAGUGUACAUCCCUUGUUCUCUCCUUCUGGAAUUGUAUAUGCAGAUUCAUCGUUUUUCGACUAGUAGGAACAUAUUUGUUCAA
This is a messenger RNA of Ipomoea triloba (trilobed morning glory), 1855 nucleotides long. Its product is annotated as ACT domain-containing protein ACR4-like. NCBI's taxonomy places the organism in Eukaryota, Viridiplantae, Streptophyta, Magnoliopsida, Solanales, Convolvulaceae. Bases 283 to 1653 code for a protein of 456 amino acids. The transcript is spliced from 8 exons. The record is from RefSeq and is a predicted model, not a curated record.